Messenger RNA from Drosophila novamexicana, 1873 nucleotides. RefSeq names its product leucine-rich repeat flightless-interacting protein 2. NCBI's taxonomy places the organism in Eukaryota, Metazoa, Arthropoda, Insecta, Diptera, Drosophilidae. The transcript is spliced from 7 exons. Gene Ontology annotation, biological process: regulation of DNA-templated transcription. Bases 283 to 1467 code for a protein of 394 amino acids. The record is from RefSeq and is a predicted model, not a curated record.
ACUAUAUAAUAUAACCUUCUACCAUUAAACAAAACUAAUUCCUUUCUGAAUAUACUAAAAGGAAGAAAUAUAUACAAACCUACAUUAAAUAAUAAAUAAUAAUAAAAAUUAAGUAAUACUGACUGAAGAUUGGGAUUAACAAGAAGAUAUCAGUCGAUAUUUUGGAUAAUUCAACUUAAGAGCUGAUAUAAUUGACGUCGGUGCAUCACAACGUUAAAUUUAAAACUUGUGAUUAAUUUUAAUAGGUGAAAACCAUUAAAGUUUAUAAUAAUUUUGAAUGCAAUGGACAGUACAGGCGCCGGUCGGCGGCGGAACAAUAUAUGCGUUAAUGCCGAGGAUAAUGCGCUCGAUCAAAUUACGAAAGAGGCCGAAGCGCGCUUGGCAGCUCGUCGCCUAGCUCGCGCUGAAGCUCGGGAGAUACGAAUGCGUGAGCUUGAGCGACAACAAAAAGAAUUGGAGCAAAACGCUGACCGUGCAUUCGAUAUGCAAAGCACAAGUGGUAGUGUUGACACACUCUCAUCACAUCCCACGCGCCAUGGGUAUAGUGGUCUUGUAAAUUUGGUACGUGCAACAGCAUCGCGACGCAGUAGUGAAGAUUCAUUGGAGGACGAAGGUCGCAGUUUCCGUGAUAUUAAACACGAGCUUAAAGAAGUUGAAGAACGGUUUCGAAAGGCUAUGAUAACGAAUGCCCAACUUGACAACGACCGCUCAUCUCAGACCUAUGAAGUAAAGCUACUCAAAGAUAAAAGUGAAACAAUGGAAGAAUCUUUCGCGCAACUGCAGCGGGAAUUCAAAAACAAACUUCGCGAUUGCAAUACUCUCAAACGCAACUUGGAACGCACAACUCUGGAACUAAGCCUAGUGCAAGGCCAGUUAAGCGAGCGAGAUGCACUAAUAGAAGAGCACGGUCUUAUUAUUGUUUCCAUUGAGAAUAGUGAUGGUAGUGACGCUAAGCGGGCUCUAGUGAGUGUUGAAAACGCCAAUAUUUUGUCAACCGUACAGGGUUCUCUUGAUGUUAGACUCAAAAAGUUUGCAGAAGAAAAGCAGAGACUUCUUAAUGAAAUACAAAAGCUUCAUGAACAGUUAGGUGCAUUUAAAAGUGAAGGUAGAGUUGGACGCGGAAGUUCAUUGUGUGGCUCUUUAAGGUACGAUGAUGACUAUGAGGUUCAAAGAGAAUCAAAUAAAAUCAUAUCUGAUUAUAAAUAUAAACUACAAAAAGCUGAACAGGAAAUCGCUAGUCUCCAGGCUAACUUAGCACGAUCUGAAACACAAGUUAUACGUUAUAAAAGCACGGCAGAAGCAGCCGAAAAGGCAGAGGCUGAACUAAAAGUUGAGCGCCGUAAGCUGCAACGUGAGCAUCGGGAGAUUUUGGAACGUUUGGAGGAAGCAGAAACCGCUAAUAACCAUCUACUCAAACGACUUGAUAAACUUAAAAAUGCAAAAAGCGCGAUAUUAAAGGAAUUAUAAUAUAUGAUGAUGACACGGAAUAACAAUAUUUCAACAGCAGCACGCACAGGCAAAAAAUCAAUCGAAGAUAAUUGCAUAGAUAAAAUAUCUUUAAAAUAGUCAACUAGUUAGGCCCUAUAGCAAAUAUUCAAAUUUUACAAUAUUUAACUUACUCUCUUAUAUACUUGCACUACUUUAUGUAAAUCUUUAAAAACUGGUAUAUGUAUUUAAAUAAUGUCUUCUUGGUCUUAUAGUCAAGCGGUGGGUUGCUAUGUGACGUGUUCAAGGUAUCUGGAAUCAUUUUAUCAUUUUAUCCUAAGAACGAGUACAAUGAUUUAACGGCUGUUACCGGAGAAUGAAUAUGUUUUAUUUGUAAGAGCUAAUGCUCUGAGUGACAAUUACAAACUGCAACUGGCAUUAAAUAUAA